GUUAUCGCGGGACUCAGUUAAAGGAGCAGCCCGAUCCCAGCACAAAAAGGGGCGUGGCUUUGACUUUUGUUUAUCGAAUCAGAUACGUUCUUUCCUCUUACACUGUUUGUAACGAACAGUAUUUCCGGGAUGGCUUAUAUUGUCAUUGUAAACCGAUAUAUGUGAGGAAUAGUGUUAUGGCAACUACUGAGGAAGAGGCUCCUUUAUUAAAGCAAGAAAGAUACAGAGAUGGGACUGUUGUUGAGACUGAGGAUAACUUCAGGAGUCGAUGGAGAUCCAUUCGAAUCAUGUACCUCACGAUGUUUCUCAGCAGUGUAGGUUUUUCAAUUGUUAUAACAUCCAUCUGGCCAUUUCUUCAGAAGAUUGAUGUGACAGCAGAUGCCAGCUUUCUGGGAUGGGUUGUUGCUGCGUACAGUCUUGGCCAGAUGGUGGCGUCCCCCCUCUUUGGUCUGUGGUCCAAUCACAGGCCAAGAAGAGAACCACUCAUUGUAUCCAUCUUGAUCAAUGUAGCAGCCAAUGUUCUUUAUGCUUAUGCUCAUGCACCAUCAUUACACAGGAAGUACUACAUGCUGAUUGCUCGAGCCUUCGUGGGUUUUGGCGCAGGUAAUGUUGCUGUAGUGAGAUCUUAUGUUGCUGGAGCAACUUCUCUGAAGGAGAGGACCAGUGCCAUGGCAAACAUGAGUGCUUGUCAGGCACUGGGCUUUAUUCUGGGCCCAGUUUUUCAAACCUGCCUGACAUUCAUUGGAGAAAAUGGAGUGGCAUGGAGAGCCAUAGCUCUGGAGCUGAACAUGUACACAGCACCAGCCUUUUUGGGAGCCUUCUUUGGAGUUGUCAAUGUUAUUUUCAUCAUUGCCAUUUUGAGAGAGCACCGUAUUGAUGACUUGGGAAGGCGGAUAAAAAGUAUAAACAUUAGUGAAGAAGAAGAUACUCAAGUUGUGCGGGAUUCGCAGGGUGACAUUGAUCAAACUGCAGUAGUGACUUGUAACAUCCUCUUCUUUGUCAUCUUAUUUAUUUUUGCUAUAUUUGAAACGAUCAGUACACCAUUAACAAUGGAUAUGUAUGCAUGGACAAGGAAGCAGGCAGUGUUGUAUAAUGGGAUAAUUCUGGCUUUAAUUGGUUGUGAAUCAAUUAUGGCAUUCAUGGCAGUUAAAAUGAUUGCAAAAAGGACUGGAGAGAGAGUUAUUUUGCUUGGAGGAUUACUGAUCAUCUUUGCUGGAUUCUUCAUCCUGUUGCCUUGGGGAAACCAGUUCCCAAGCAUACAAUGGGCAGAUUUGAAGAACAGCUCAGUUAAUGUCACCAUGGAAAGUUCAUUGAAAACAUUUUCUAAUCGCUUGAGUAUAACAGUACAACCAAUACAAAAUUAUACUGGUGAACCAACUGGAUGCCCAAUAGAACAACAGUGGUGUUUAACUACUCCAGUAAUUCACCUUGCACAAUACCUGACCUCUGAUGUCCUAAUAGGGCUGGGGUAUCCAGUGUGUAACGUUAUGUCGUAUACCUUGUAUUCUAAAAUUCUUGGGCCAAAGCCUCAGGGUGUUUAUAUGGGCUGGCUUACUGCAUCAGGAAGUGGUGCACGUACACUUGGCCCAGUGUUUGCUAGUCAAGUCUACACUCAUCUAGGACCUCGCUGGACGUUUAGCAUCAUUUGUGGGAUUGUGCUGCUGGCUAGUGUUUUGCUAGGAGCAAUGUACAAAAGACUUAUUGCAUUCUCUGUCCGCUUCCAGAGAAUACAGGAAUAAGGAGUCUUCCAGCUACCUUUGCACUUUUAAUGCAUUCAGUAUCAAAGAACAAAAAUGAAGAUGACAUUGUGAAAUUUUUUUCUCAGAUUGAGAAGCACUUUAAUUUUUAUGUGAAUGCUUACCAUUUGAUUAACAAUGUCAUUGUAUAUAAAUUAACUGGUCUCUGAGAGACAUAGUAACAGAAAUGUUACAUUUUGGUAUGGUGGUAUGUAUAUAAUUAAUUUAGUGAAUGUGGAAAGCCUAAUCUUCAGUGUAAUUUCAUGGUGUCGCUAGAUGAAUUAAUGUUUAAUUAAUUUAACUCUGGUAUUUAACAUGGACUAAUAUGGUAGCAGCAUGUACCUUCCAUUCCUUGCUGUGAUAAAAUUACAUGGAUUUUCCAUUUGGAAUUUUAACAGUGUAAUUCUAUAAUUUAAUAUUUUAAGGUAAAAGUAUACAGCUAGGUUAACUACAUUUAAGAGUAGUUAUAUAACAUAUUUUGGACAACUGAUUGUCGUAAUAUAUUGUACAUUUUUUAAAUUAACUUUCUACCUUGUAUUGGCCAA
This is a messenger RNA of Protopterus annectens (West African lungfish), 2281 nucleotides long. It is a transcript of the gene MFSD8, whose product is annotated as major facilitator superfamily domain containing 8. The record is from RefSeq and is a predicted model, not a curated record. Bases 177 to 1739 code for a protein of 520 amino acids. Gene Ontology annotation, cellular component: lysosomal membrane. Gene Ontology annotation, biological process: transmembrane transport. Lineage: Eukaryota; Metazoa; Chordata; Ceratodontiformes; Protopteridae. The transcript is spliced from 12 exons. Gene Ontology annotation, molecular function: transmembrane transporter activity.